CGGUGGUACAGUCGAUUGAUGCGGCUGCAGCAAAUCUAUGUGCGGCACUACCCGCCGGGGUUGCGUCUGUCGUGUCGGCAAUCCAACGGGACAUGUCAUCACAAGUCGAUCGAUCUCGUGAGUCUUGGCCCUGAAACCAACGUAAGGUUGCUCGUAAGUCAGCUCAUUGAGAAGGAAUCGCUGCUGACGAAAGCUCACAUUCAUCGGUUGUACGACAUCCUCCAUGGCCUCAUCGACAAGCAAUGCCUCGCCCAGGACAUGGAAUACGCAUUGGCUAGGACCAUCAAGGCCCACAUGCAGCCUCUGACGAACGUCGCCAUCUCAAAGCACGGCACCUUGGUGGCCACGGCCAGCUACGACAAGACCGCAAAGUUGAUUCGGCUCCAGGGUCAAGAGGACAAGGUGGUGCUCCGCGGGCACGAAGGCGUCGUGUACUGCGUGGCGCUCAACACGCCGUACAGUUCGCUGGCGGUGACCGGGUCGUUUGACAAGACAUGUCGAGUAUGGGACACCACCACGGGCACGUGCAAGCAAGUCCUGACUGGACAUGAAGGCGAAGUGGUGUCCGUGGGCUUCAAUGCGUCUGGCAGUCGAGUAGGAAGUUGCUCCAUGGAUUGCACAGCAACUGUGUGGGACGUUGAGACGGGCAAGGCCGAGUUCGACCUCACGGGCCAUGCCGCUGAAGUGGCGUGCUUUGCGUUUGACGGGUCCAAGUCGUCGUCGUUCAUGGCUACGGGAUCGUGCGACUCAACGGUAAGGUUGUGGGACGCCCGAUAUGGGGAAUGCUUUCGCUCGCUGCAUGCACAUACGGCAGAUGUGAGCACAGUUGCGUUCAACCACCAGAGCAAUCUCCUACUCACAAGUUCCACCGACGGCACGGCCAAAGUACACCCGACGUACUCUCCAUCCUUGCACGAGAACUCACGACGUCUACCACGUAGGUAUGGGACGUACAGUCUGGGAAACCUCUCUUCGUGCUCGGCGACCACGUUGGGGAAGUGACGGACGCAUGCUUUAACUCGACGGGUUCUCUCAUGGCCACCGCCGGUGUCGACGGACACAUCUUCGUGUACGAUACUUUGACGGCGAAACGGCGAAGUCACUGCCUUGGGCACUCGGGCGAGGUCAUGCAAGUGGCAUUUUCGCGGCAGGGCGGCCGCCUGGUGAGCGCCGGUGCCGACCACACUUCCCGCGUGUGGCAUGCACAGACAGGGGAAUGCUUGCAGGUUCUACGUGGACAUGAGGACCAAGUGUUUGCGGCGCACUUCGCCUACGACGGUGCGACGGUCGUGACGGCGUCCAAGGACAACGCCGUCCGCGUGUUCACGGACAAGUCGUCGGGAUGACUUAUCAGUAGAACGUUAUAGGGUAAUAUGUGUCAAUGAAAAGGAACAGUGUGU
Aphanomyces astaci is the source of this 1400-nucleotide messenger RNA. RefSeq lists its product as hypothetical. The transcript is spliced from 4 exons. Gene Ontology annotation, biological process: mRNA splicing, via spliceosome. The record is from RefSeq and is a predicted model, not a curated record. Lineage: Eukaryota; Oomycota; Saprolegniomycetes; Saprolegniales; Verrucalvaceae. Gene Ontology annotation, cellular component: U4/U6 x U5 tri-snRNP complex. Gene Ontology annotation, molecular function: U4 snRNA binding; U6 snRNA binding; protein binding. Bases 19 to 1002 code for a protein of 327 amino acids.